This is a messenger RNA of Ilex paraguariensis (yerba mate), 1504 nucleotides long. The record is from the annotation of a GenBank genome assembly. Lineage: Eukaryota; Viridiplantae; Streptophyta; Magnoliopsida; Aquifoliales; Aquifoliaceae.
ACUAAACUUACAAGUAUUCCCUUUAAUAUUUCUGUUUCCUUAUAUCAAACCCGCACGGCCCGAUCGAUGCCUAUUGCGAACCCAAAAAUUUCCUCUGUAAAUUCUUAUCGGAUCUGAAAUGGGUUUUGUCGGAAAAAGUUUAUUGUGAUUAGAGCAAUUUUUGUGAAUAAAAUCGUUUUUUCAGAAUUGAUUAGUCGUCUUUUGGCCUCUUCUUCUUCUCUUCUUUAAUUUAUUUUUAAGUUCCAACAAAUGGCCCAAAUCUGAAACCAUGAGGAAGAAGCUGGAUACCCGUUUCCCUGCUGCUCGGAUAAAAAAGAUAAUGCAAGCUGAUGAGGAUGUUGGGAAAAUUGCCAUGGCAGUGCCUGUUUUGGUUUCUAAAGCUUUGGAAUUAUUUUUACAAGACCUUUGCGAUCGUACAUAUGAUAUCACCCUUCAGAGAGGAGCAAAGACUGUUAACUCUCUGCAUUUAAAGCAUUGUGUACAAAGCUAUAAUGUGUUUGAUUUUCUGAGGGAAGUUGUCAACAAAGUUCCUGACUAUGGUCAUUCGGAUGCUGCUGCUGAUGAUCGAAACACGUCAAAGAGAAGGAAAGUUGCAGCUGAUGAUUGUAAUGACAGCGAUGAAGAUUCAAAGAGGAUUAAGAUGCCUGAGAUGAGCCAUGCUAGCAGCAGUGGCAGGGGAAGAGGCAGAGGUAGAGGAAGAGGGCGAGGCCGGGCCAGUCGCAUGGCAGAUAGAGAAAUUUCUCAUCCGGAGGUUGAUAUUGACUCCUGCAUACAGCCCAAUAGCAAGCAAAGUCUGAGCCCUGGAAGGCCAAUGGAUAAUGGUUUAGAAUCAAAAGAAUCAUUAAAAGAUAACAUUGCAGUCAGCGAUGGUGCCAAUCCAGCAGUACUGAAGUUUGAUCUAAAUGCUGGCUUGGAUGAGAAUGCAGAUAAAACAGCUGCACCAGCAGCAGCCUGCACCUCAUCAUCAACGCCUACCGAACCUAAAGGUGAAGAGUAUCCCGGAUGGCCUCUUUCUGAAGUGGACAGGAUUGCAAUUGACCCGAUUCAUCUUACAAACCUUAAUUCAAAGUUGGAUGAGGAUGAGGAUGAGGAUUACGAUGAAGAAGGCUAAUCUGUCAUCAAAGUAGUUUCUCUAGAGUGCUAAUUUAUUAGGAACAGAAUGGCAGGAAUUCGAGGAGAAAGACAAAAGAGACUGAUGCCAGCACAAAGGUGAUCUAUUCACCUAAGGUAGAUUUCUCCUUCUCUCUUUUCUGAGCUUAUUCCUAUUUUGUUUAUCGUGUAGCUGUAUCACAUAUGUUUGCUGUAAUAACAUUUGCUAACAAAUGUUUUAGAGUAAUAUCUUGUUGGGAGGAUGUUGGAAGUUAGUUACUCAAGAUCCUAAGUUCGAGCUUUGACUCUCUUUGCUCAACGAUUUGUUUUGUUGCUCUUGAUGUUUGCAUUGUAUCCAUGUGUUCUACAAGGCUCUUGUUUGGAAUAGUUCUCCGUGAACACAAAUAAUUUGGAG